GAUCUGAGAAAAAUGAAGUUACAGCAUUGGAUGAAGCUACAGAAUUAGAUAAAGCUACAGAAUUGGAUGAAGUUACAGAAUCAGAUGAAGAUAUAGAAAUGGAUGAUAUAUAUGAAGGUUUAGAAGAUGAGGAAAAUGAAUAUUAUGCUGAUGAGAAUGAAUAUAUUAACUAUUUAGUAGAAUCUCAAGAAAUCAAUAUUGUCAAUAAUAAUCUUGAAAAUAUGAGGUUAAGUGAAGAUAAUGAAGGGAAUA
This is a messenger RNA of Racocetra persica, 252 nucleotides long. Lineage: Eukaryota; Fungi; Glomeromycota; Glomeromycetes; Diversisporales; Gigasporaceae. The record is from the annotation of a GenBank genome assembly.